AUGGGUGUGAGUGUAGGAAAAGCUUGGAGUUUAGGAAUGUUAUCGACGAACCUAGCUCUGUUACCAAACAACAAAAAGAAACAUGUUUGUUCACAACAACAAAGGAAAACAAUCACGAUCUCUUGGUCUCUCGUUUGUGGUUUCAUGCUUUUCAUUUUGGGCUUGAUUUCGCUUUUUACUGGUCACAUGCUUUCUGAUCUCGAAUGGUACUCACAUCGAUUGGUUCAUCCUAAUUUCAAUUUCUACUCUAGAUUGGAUGGGCAUUACCGUGCGCCUAUUGAUAUUUGGAAAUCUAAAUUGUCUCAAUAUUACUAUGGGUGUAGUGACAGAGGACGCGGUUAUGCUCCUGCUGUGCGUGAGCAGAUGUCAAAUGGCUACUUGCUUAUUGCAGCUAGUGGAGGAUUGAAUCAACAAAGAACUGGGAUAACAGAUGCUGUAGUUGUUGCACGAAUUCUCAAUGCUACGCUGGUUGUACCUGAGUUGGAUCAUCAUUCUUUUUGGAAGGAUGACAGUGACUUUAUCAAUAUUUUCGAUGUUGAUUGGUUCAUUUCUUAUCUCGCUAAAGACGUCACUAUUGUCAAAAGAGUUCCUGAUAAGGUGAUGAGGUCAAUGGAAAAACCCCCAUAUACAAUGCGCGUCCCGAGGAAAUCAGAGCCUGAUUAUUAUCUUGAUCAAGUUUUGCCAAUACUUUUGAGAAGACAGGUUGUACAAUUGACAAAGUUUGACUUUAGACUUGCGAAUCACCUUGAUGACGAGCUGCAAAAACUAAGAUGUCGUGUUAAUUUUCAUGCUUUGAGAUUUACAAAACCUAUACAAGAACUUGGUCAAACAAUUGUUAUGAGAAUGCAAAAGAUGGCACGUCGUUUCAUAGCAGUCCAUUUGAGGUUUGAACCAGAUAUGCUCGCAUUUUCAAGUUGUUAUUUUGGUGGGGGAGAUAAAGAAAGAAAUGAGCUUGGUGAAAUCAGAAAAAGGUGGACAACAUUACCUGAUUUGAGUGCAGAUGGAGAACGAGAAAUAUACGGAGGAGACGAGACUAUGAAGCCUCUCAAAGAUCUUUUCCCCAAUAUCUAUACAAAGGAAAUGCUUGCUGCUGAUGAAGAGCUGAAACCUUUCCUUCCAUUCUCAUCCCGCCUUGCUGCUAUAGACUACAUUGUUUGUGAUGAAAGUGAUGUAUUUGUCACUAACAACAAUGGCAACAUGGCCAAGAUUCUUGCAGGUCGAAGGAGAUACAUGGGUCACAAAAGAACAAUUAGACCGAAUGCGAAGAAGCUUAGCACACUUUUUGCCGGAAGGCAUCAGAUGGAUUGGCAUACCUUCUCCAAAAAGGUUAAGGCAUGCCAAAGAGGAUUCUUAGGAGAGCCAGAUGAGAUGAGACCUGGACGUGACUAUCAAGAAUUUCCAAGCUCUUGUGUGUGUGAGAAACAAUAUGUGAAUGAAGAACCCGAUACAAAGAUUGAUACCUGA
Molecule: messenger RNA, 1464 nt
Organism: Vicia faba (fava bean)
Lineage: Eukaryota; Viridiplantae; Streptophyta; Magnoliopsida; Fabales; Fabaceae
Source: the annotation of a GenBank genome assembly